This is a messenger RNA of Talpa occidentalis (Iberian mole), 1571 nucleotides long. It is a transcript of the gene RGS1, whose product is annotated as regulator of G protein signaling 1. Bases 418 to 1008 code for a protein of 196 amino acids. The record is from RefSeq and is a predicted model, not a curated record. Lineage: Eukaryota; Metazoa; Chordata; Mammalia; Eulipotyphla; Talpidae. The transcript is spliced from 8 exons.
UUAAAGACAUCCACAGCUGCACAGACCUUCCUCUGGAUGGGCUGGUAUUUGAUUUGAUCAUGGAAUGUAUUUCACAAAGAGGAAUCAUACAGUGACACCGAGUGCAAUUGAUAGGGAACUUUCAAUAUCCUGUCCUGGACUCAGCCCUUACUGAUAACACCUCAUCCAAUUUGCCUACUUCCUGCACAUGUACAAAAUCCAGAGGUUUAAGUUAAACUGGACAGUCUACACACGUCACAACACACUGAGAAAGGGGGAACUUCCAGUGUCUGUGGUAAUAUCACUUGAUAAACAGACUUCUUUGAACAGCCAGAGCCCAUUCCUCUCACUAUAUAAAGCAGCAGAGACAGCGCUUGGCAGACACUCGCUGUGUGAGAACUAAGCGAGCAGCAAUCAUCUCCACCCAGAAGAGGUAAUAUGCCAGGGAUGUUCUUCUCUGCUCACCCAAAAGAACUGAAGGGAACUGGUCACUCACUUCUAGAAGACAAAGCACCAAAAAGGAGGCCUAAGGUUUUUGGAAUGGACAUGAAAGCUUAUCUGAAAUCUAUGCUCCCACAUCUGGAAUCUGGAAUGAAGCGUUCCAAGUCCAAAGACAUACUGUCUGCUGAUGAAGUAAUACAGUGGUCUCAAUCUCUAGAAAAACUUCUUGCCAAUCAAACUGGUCAAGAUGUCUUUGGAAAUUUCCUAAAGUCUGAGUUCAGUGAGGAGAAUAUUGAAUUCUGGUUGGCUUGUGAAGACUAUAAAAAAACAGAGUCUGAUCUUUUGCAUUGCAAAGCAGAGAAGAUAUAUAAAGCAUUUGUACAUUCAGAUGCUGCUAAACAAAUCAAUAUUGACUUUCGCACUCGAGAAGCUACUGCAAAGAAGGUCAAGACACCAACUGUCACCUGUUUUGAUGAAGCCCAAAAGAUCAUCUAUACUCUCAUGGAAAAGGACUCUUACCCCAGGUUCCUCAAAUCAGACAUGUACUCAAAUCUUCUGAAUGACCUUCAGGCUAACAGCCUAAAGUGACAGGUCCAUGGAUGGUGGGAAUUAAAGACCGCAUGAAGUACAAGAGGAAUGUGCCAGUUGGCUCCCUGGAUGAACAAUGGCCUUUUUGGGUGACUGGAUGGACCCCGGGGUAAAACAAAUGAUUCAAAAGGAUUAACAUGGAUGUGAUUCAGGCACAGAACUGAAGAAGCAUAAGCAAGAUGAAAAUUAAUUAAGAGACAGUAGAUGCAAGGAGAUACUGUGGGACUGUGGGGAACAAAACUGUGGGCCUAGAAAAUCCCUCAGAAAUGAGAAAUCCAGUUUACACAGAAACUGUGAACAAGGACUGAUUAAACAUGCUGUGAGCUUUAAGAUGAACUGGCACGCGGGUCAUUACAUAUAGAUCUACUGAGCUGCUAAAAUCUAUCUAAAAAGUAUGUGUUUCAAAAACACCAUUGUUAUUUUUGUUACUAGUAUUGUUUUGCUUUUUGAUUGUUUUUCACUUGAAGGGGAUAAACAAGAGAAGGUAUUUAACUUAAGCUACUGCUCUUCAAACUGAGACUUAAUAUACUUGUAAGUUAAAUUAUUACAGGGUUAAUAAUAAA